GUUAAGAUUAAUUAAUUAAGAUUAAGAAGACACACCACUUUCUCUCUAGUUUCUCUCUCUCCUCUUUAAUAAUAAUAUAUAUAAAUAAAUUCUGACAUCAUAUGCUCCUCUCAUCUAUCUUUUGUUCUUGUUUGUUUGUUUGUUUGUGCGUUUUUUUUGCUCUCUCUUUUCACCUCCUCACCACUUUUUUCUCUCUAUAUUUCAAUUCUCUUCUCUUUUCAUCCAUUCCCUCGAAAUUUUUCUAGGGUUUUCCUUUUCACGAUCAAUCUCAGGUGGCAUGUGUGGUGGUGGUGGUGCAUUGAAUUUUGAUUUGAUUAGGGAAACACUUUUAUUGUUUUCCAUGGGUUUCACUCUCAGAUUGUGCUUCCCUUUUUUCUUUUUCUUUUUUGUUUUCCUUUUUACUUUCCGAGAGAUUCAAAUGGUUGUGGCGGCUUAGCAAUUUGGUUGUAUUGUAUUGUAUUGUAUUUAUUACAGUCUUAGAAAUGAAAAAACUUUGAUUGCUUGGUGGGUUGAUACAGGGAUAGAGGUUGGAUUCUGUAUAUUGUAUAUAGUAGUGGUGGUGGUGGGAAUUCUGUUAAGAUGACAGAUUUUGAACCUCUACAGCAGAAACCUGAAUCUGCUGAUACCACCCAUGCUGAGUUUGACCAUGGAUUGGAGGACUAUAUGCGUGGUCACUUGGAUGAUUGUAUGUCAUUUGCUUCGUGUAGCUCUUCCCGGGCACAGGAUGAUGAGGAUGAUGAGAGUGAUCAGCUGGUUAGGAGGAGACGGAGGUCUGAUCUUGAAGGGGAUGAUUUAGCGGAGUCAUCAGCAGCGCGGAGGCGCCAUUCGCGAAUUUUGAGCAGAUGGGCUGCCAGGCAGGCGCAGGAGAUGAUAACUACUAUUGAAAGGAGGAAUCGAGAGUCAGAGUUGAUGGCGCUUGCAGGGUUACAUACGGUGUCUAUGUUGGACUCUUCUUUUUUGAGGGGGUCGCAGUCUCCUACUUCUGGCCAGGAGGGGGCUGUGGAGAGACCGAGCACUCAGGCAUCUUCCAUUCUGCAGAUGUGGCGCGAAUUAGAGGAUGAACAUUUGUUGAAUCGGGCACGUGAAAGGAUGAGGGAAAGGUUGAGGCGGCAGCGGCAGAGGAGUUCUUCUGAUGCUAAUACCAAUGUGUCAAGUACCAUGUCUGACAGUCGAGGCAGUGAGAAUAGAGGGAGUUUGGGGGAUGCAAGUGAAAGUGAAAAUGAUUAUGGUACCUGGUCACAUGAUCAGAUUGGAUCACGUAAUGCACAUGUGAAUCAUAGUGUAUCUAGCAGGGAGCAAUCUCCUGAUCUUGGCGAAGUUGAGAGGGAGAGAGUUAGACAAAUUGUUCGGGGAUGGAUGGAAAGUGGUAUUAGUGAUCGUUCAUCUAAUGUGAGCCAGAGAAAUAACAACCACAGAUCAGAAUGGCUUGGAGAAACAGAGCGUGAGAGGGUGAGAAUUGUCAGGGAAUGGGUGCAAAUGACUAGCCAACACAGAGGUUCACGUGGGAGCCGUAGGGAUGCUCAAGUAAGUGAAUCUGCUCAAGCUGAUCGGACCCGUGAUAUGGCAGCUGACCAUGAUGAGCGUCAGCCAGAGCAUGUUCGGCGGGACAUGUUGAGGUUGCGUGGAAGACAGGCUCUAGUUGAUUUGCUUGUUAGGGUAGAAAGGGAAAGACAAAGGGAGCUGCAGGGUUUGUUGGAGCAUCGAGCUGUUUCUGAUUUUGCUCAUCGCAAUCGUAUUCAGUCAUUGCUCAGAGGUAGAUUCCUUAGAAAUGAAACUGUUGAAGAUGAGAGGCCUCCUUCUACAGCUGCAAGUGAAUUAGUUCAAUUAAGGCAACGACACACCGUCUCCGGUAUAAGGGAGGGGUUUCGCUCAAGAUUAGAAACUAUUGUUCGUGGUCAAGCAGGCACCAAUCCUGAUACCACAUCAAAUAUUAGCAUUGAUGAAACAAGACAAGAUGAGAGCCAAUCAAACACUCUCAUAGAUGAUCAACAAGAAAGUUAUGACCAAGAGCAGAUUAGGAGCCAGGAAGCUGAUGCACGUCAGUUGCCUAAUCAAACAGGAACUUUGGAGAGUAGCACAAGUGAAAAUAUUAGUUGGCAAGAAGCUAGUAAUCAAGGAGGGGAUUGGCAAGAACAGAUUGCUGCAAAUGAGGGAGGAAACUGGCCGCAGAGAGUUAAUGGUCCAUUCAAUCAGCUCAGAGAUGGAAUGGAAGCCAGUGACUGGCCACAGGAAACUCCCAGAAAUUCAGCUGGGGAAGAUCCUGAUCCACAGGAGGCUCAAAGAAUUUGGCAGGACGAUAACACAAGGGAAGCUGUUGGUAAUUGGUCUGAAGGACCUUCUGCAGCCUCAAGGAAUCGCCGUGGUGUUCCUUUUAGAAGAUUCAAUAGAUUUCAUCCUCCUGAUGAUGAUAAUGUGUACAGUAUGGAGCUUAGAGAACUUCUGAGCAGGAGAAGUGUAUCUAACCUUCUACGUAGUGGUUUCCGUGAAAGUCUGGAUCAACUAAUUCAGUCAUAUGUUGAAAGGCAAGGUCAUGCACCAAUUGACUGGGAUUUGCAUCGAAACUUGCCUACAACGACUCCUGCCUCACCUGAACGAGACCCUGAUCAGCAGGGGGAUGAACAUAAUGAGGGUCAGCGUGAAGCCAUCAACAGACCUUCACUGGUGUUGCCUUCUCCACCAGUGCCCCCGCCACAACCACUGUGGCACCAAGAUUUGCACCAAACUGGAUGGUCUCGUCAUACCAUGCACCGUUCUGAAAUUGAAUGGGAGAUAAUGAAUGAUUUAAGAUCAGAUAUGGCAAGACUUCAGCAAGGCAUGAAUCACAUGCAGAGGAUGUUGGAAGCCUGCAUGGAUAUGCAACUGGAAUUGCAGAGAUCUGUCAGACAGGAGGUCUCUGCAGCUCUGAACCGCUCAGCUGGUGAAAAUGGAUUGGGUGCUGAGACAUCUGAUGAUGGGUCUAAAUGGGGGCAUGUAAACAAAGGAACUUGCUGUGUUUGUUGUGAUAACCACAUUGAUUCGCUUUUGUACAGAUGUGGACACAUGUGCACAUGUUCAAAAUGUGCUAAUGAGUUAAUCCGUGGAGGAGGUAAGUGUCCGUUAUGCCGAGCACCAAUUGUUGAGGUGGUCCGAGCAUAUUCCAUAUUGUAAAAAGGAAAGUUGGAAGGACACGGUAAAGAAGAAAAGAUCUCGACGGUGUUAAUCUCAGUUCGGAUGUCUUGAGGUUCUUAUUUAUAGAUGUUCAGUAGAUGCCCUAUUUUACUGAUUACAUAGGGAACUUCACGAAAUGUAUAAUUGGAUUAGCAAAUGGCGCUGUUAAUUCAUCAUUCUUGCGUAAAUAAAUAGUUGGCUCAAUUAUUCUUUACAAAUUUUUCUUCUACUGUA
Messenger RNA from Trifolium pratense (red clover), 3381 nucleotides. RefSeq lists its product as uncharacterized. NCBI's taxonomy places the organism in Eukaryota, Viridiplantae, Streptophyta, Magnoliopsida, Fabales, Fabaceae. Bases 580 to 3147 code for a protein of 855 amino acids. The record is from RefSeq and is a predicted model, not a curated record. The transcript has 8 exons.